AUGAAGAAGGCCACGGAGCCCCUGGAACGGAGCCUCCCGGCCAUCGCCUCCAUCAGCACCUCCUUUUCCCAGAGCCAGGGCUUCUCUCCCUGCUGGCACUUCUCCCCGGACAAGAGGAAGGCCAUCUCGGACGUGAGGAGGACCUUCUGCCUCUUCGUCACCUUCGACCUGCUCUUCAUCUCCCUGCUGUGGAUCAUUGAGCUGAAUACCAAGGAUGGCAUUCAGAAGAACUUGAGGAACGAAAUCAUCGAGUACAAAUUUAAGACUUCUUUCUUUGACAUAUUUGUCUUGGCUUUCUUUCGCUUUUCUGUGUUGCUGCUGGCCUAUGCGAUCCUCAGACUGCGCCACUGGUGGGUCAUAGCGGUCACCACGCUGGUAUCCAGUGCUUUCCUGAUCGUGAAGGUCAUCCUCUCAGAGCUUCUGACCAAAGGGGCUUUCGGCUAUUUACUUCCCAUCGUCUCGUUUGUCAUUGCCUGGCUAGAGACCUGGUUCCUGGAUUUUAAAGUCCUAACUCAGGAAGCUGAGGAGGAACGAUGGUACCUGGCAGCCCAGGCGGCCGCGCGGGGCCCCCUGCUCUACCCGGGAGCCCUUUCCGAGGGGCAGUUCUACUCCCCGCCGGAGUCGUUCGCAGGGUCGGACGAGUCGGAUGAGGAAGGCGCAGCGAGGAAGGCCCUGACAGCCCAGGAGAAAGAAUAUGUCCGGCAAGGAAAAGAAGCGAUGGAAGUUGUGGACCAAAUCCUAGCCCAGGAGGAGAACUGGAAGUUCGAGAAAAACAAUGAGUUCGGGGAUGUUGUUUACACUUUUGAGAUACCUUUCCAUGGCAAGACCUUUAUUUUAAAGGCUUUCCUGCAGUGCUCUGCUGAAACAGUUUACCAGGAGGUUAUUCUCCAGCCCGAGAAGAUGAUCCUGUGGAACAGAACGGUGGCAGCCUGCCAGGUGAGCGUGCCGGACAAAGAUGGCUUAAUCACAGGNNACGCCGUGGCAGCCGGGACCGCGGGCGGCGUCGUCUCCCCCAGGGACUUCGUGAACGUGCGGCGCAUCGAGAGGAGGAGGGACAGGUACAUUUCCUCAGGGAUAUCGACCACGCACAGCCUGAAGCCUCCGCUCUCCAAAUACGUCAGGGGUGAGAACGGCCCCGGAGGCUUCAUCGUGCUCAAGUGCCCGAGCAACCCCCGGGUCUGCACGUUCAUCUGGAUCCUCAACACGGACCUGAAGGUAACGCGGCUUCCCGGCAGGACCC
Molecule: messenger RNA, 1240 nt
Organism: Tinamus guttatus (white-throated tinamou)
Lineage: Eukaryota; Metazoa; Chordata; Aves; Tinamiformes; Tinamidae
Source: RefSeq, a predicted model, not a curated record